Molecule: messenger RNA, 165 nt
Organism: Sphaeroforma arctica JP610
Lineage: Eukaryota; Ichthyosporea; Ichthyophonida
Exons: 1
Source: RefSeq, a predicted model, not a curated record
AUGAGUGGAACUGAGAAGGAACAGAAGGAGGGGCGAAAGCGUCGAGGCGGCGGUGAGGGAUAUGAAGCACACGAAGAUCCCGCUGCAAAAUAUUCGAGAGCGACUGAAGAAGAGGAGUACAGGCAUGCCCGAAUGCUCAACGAGAACUUGACCGAAACACUGAUG